AUGCUGGUGCUGGCGGUCUACGCGGCCGCCUUCGGCGUGGGCCUCCCGGCCAACGUCUUCGCCUUGGCCGUGCUGCUGUGCAAGGCCCGCCGGCGCCUCUCGCCCGCCGAGAUCCUGCUGCUCAACCUCACGGCCGCCGACCUCCUCCUGCUGCUCUUCCUGCCCUUCAAGAUGGCCGAGGCGGCCGCCGGCAUGACCUGGCCCCUGCCCGCCGCCCUCUGCCCCGUCGCCAACUUCUGCUUCUUCUCCAGCAUCUACCUGAGCAGCCUCUUCUUGGCGGCCCUCAGCGUCGAGCGCUACCUCGGCGUCGCCUUCCCGCUCCAGUACAAGCUCCGGCGCCGGCCCCGGCUCUACGUGGCCCUCAGCGGCCUCCUCUGGCUCCUCGCCUGCGCCCACUGCUCCGUGGUCUUCGUCGCCGCCUUCCACGGUGCCGCCGACGGCUCCGCCGGCGGGAGCUCCAACCCUGUUGGCUCCGUGGCCAGCGAGGCCAAGAGCUCCAACCCCGACGUCUUCACGGCCAACAGGGCCAGGAGAUCCAAUCCCAACGUGCUCAUGGCCAACAGGCCCAAGGUCUCCAACCCCAACAUGUUCAUGGCCAAUGGGGCCAGGAGCUCCAAUCCCAAAAUGUUCAUGGCCAACAGGGCCAAGAGCUCCAACCCCAACAUGUUCAUGGCCAACGGGGCCAAGAUCUCCAAUUCCAACAUGUUCAUGGCCAAUGGGGCCAAGAUCUCCAAUCCCAACAUGUUAAUGGCCAACGGGGCCAAGAGCUCCAACCCCAACAUGUUCGUGGCCAACGGGGCCAAGAUCUCCAAUCCCAACAUGUUCAUGGCCAACGGGGCCAAGAGCACCAACCCUGCUGGCUUCAUGGCCAAUGGGGCCAAGAUCUCCAAUCCCAACAUGUUCAUGGCCAACGGGGCCAAGAGCACCAACCCCAACAUGUUCGUGGCCAACAGAGCCAAGAUCUCCAAUUCCAACAUGUUCAUGGCCAACAGAGCCAAGAUCUCCAAUCCCAACAUGUUCAUGGCCAACGGGGCCAAGAGCUCCAACCCUGCUGGCUUCAUGGCCAAUGGGGCCAAGAGCUCCAAUCCCAACGUCUUCAUGGCCAACGGGGCCAAGAUCUCCAAUCCCCAAAUGUUCGUGGCCAAUGGGGCCAAGAUCUCCAAUCCCAACAUGUUCAUGGCCAAUGGGGCCAAGAGCUCCAAUCCCAACGUCUUCACGGCCAACAGGGCCAAGAGCUCCAACCCUGCUGGCUUCACGGCCAACGGGGCCAAGAGCUCCAAUCCCAGCGUCUUCAUGGCCAACAGGGCCAAGAGCUGCAAUCCCAACGUCUUCACGGCCAACGGCUCCGAGACCUCCAACCCCCACCUCGCCGUCCCCGGCUCUUCUGCCUCCAAAGCGGCCACCGCCGACGGUGCCACCACGCCGACCUGUAGCAGCUCCCCAGAGGCCUUCAGGUGCUACGACGACUUCUCCAAGAUGCAGCUGAGCUUCGUGCUCCCGCUGCGCCUGGAGCUCUUCCUCGUCCUCUUCCUGCUGCCCUUCGCCGUCACCGUCUUCUGCUACGUCAACUUCGUGCGGGUCCUCCUGGCCCGGCCCAACAUCCCGCUGGAGAAGAAGCAGCGGGCCGUGGGGCUGGCCGUGGCCACCAUGGUCAACUUCGGCAUCUGCUUCGCGCCCUACAACCUCUCGCACGUGGUGGGGUUCGUGCAGCACCAGAGCCCCGGCUGGCGCCACUACGCCCUGAUCUUCACCAGCCUCAACGCCGCCCUCGACCCCGUCAUCUUCUACUUCUCCUCGACGGCGGUGCAGCGGGCGGUGGCCGGCGUGGCGGAGGUGCUGCGGGGCAGGGUGCGGGCCGCGGUGUCCCGCUGCUGUGGGUCGCAGCCCGCCGAGGCCACCGCGGAGGAGGAGGUCGAGGAGGUCGAGGAGUCCUCGACCUGAUCUCCGCCCCCCAACCCCCACCCCCUCCGGCCGUUUGGUGGUGGUGGGUCUCCACCAAGGGGGUGGGUGGUGGUCCGG
Molecule: messenger RNA, 2019 nt
Organism: Rhea pennata
Lineage: Eukaryota; Metazoa; Chordata; Aves; Rheiformes; Rheidae
Exons: 1
Coding region: 1-1941 (646 amino acids)
Biological process (GO): cellular response to fatty acid; G protein-coupled receptor signaling pathway
Cellular component (GO): plasma membrane
Molecular function (GO): G protein-coupled receptor activity
Source: RefSeq, a predicted model, not a curated record